ACCACUAGAAAUUUAAUUUUACGGUGGUUUAAUACACGAAAAGAAAGUGCGUGAAAGUGUACACAAAUUGUACGAUUUUUUCGCAAGAAAACUAAAAGAAAAAUUCCUGGGAAAAUAAAGUGUCAGUUGUUUGGUGAAUAUAGAAUGAAAAAUUGCCAAUUUGGCAAAAGCAUAGCUGUCGUAUAGAAAAGAGACCAUUGGUUGCAAAGGGGAAAAAAAGAAAAGUUAGCAAAAGCAAAGACAACAGUCUCCAGCGUAUAAAAGAAAAAAAUCGUUUUCCUAUUCGGCUUAUUCGAUUUUGCAUCCAAUACACAAACACUCAUACACACCGCGAGAACACCGAGAAACUUACCGUGUCAGCAGUAAACGCAAUUGAACGGAAGGCAGCAGCACACUACUGACAGCAAAUUUUGAAAGCAAAACAGAAAAUAAAAAACGAAAUAUUCAACGCCCUACUAGCAGGACUAUUGGACGCGCCACGUUUAUUUUGCAUAGUCUUUUUGCCAUGGAUAAAUGAUGGGAAAUAUAACGAAAAUGUUACCAUAGACGUGAGAAUAGAGAAAUAAAGGAAGAAGAUAAUCACAGUUUGGAGCAGCGAGUCAGAGAAUCUGUUUUUCAUCACCGCCACCCGACCCAAAACCAAGUGCACAAAAGAUUUCUCAGAAAAACCAAAGAAUAUUGAACUAACUUAUUAGAAUAAAAUUAUCUUAUCUAUUGAAUAAAAUCGAGGGUUUUUUAUUCAAUAAUCCCACAUAGCAACAGACAACAGAUCGAUCCAUAGCACCCCUCAAAAACAUAGAACACACAUCCACACCACACCCCCCAAAGGAGAGAGAACGAUAUUAGAAAAAGAUUUUAGAAUGGUCAAUACGCAAGAGCGCAGCAACAAAAGUGCAAAUGUUAAUGAAAUUGAACAGUUGAAGGGUUCGUCGAAUUCCACCGGCAGUGUAGGUUCCUCGUCGUCCUCGUCCACGCCAUCGUCUUCAUCCCUAUCGUCAUCAUCCAGUUCAUCAUUGUCCAAUGUUGGCGCUUCCUCAUUGUCACAGUCACAGCCAUCGUCAUCAGCUAGCUCUGCUGCGCCUGUAAAAUCGGCUUAUACGAAUUCAAAUACAACAUCAGCCAAUUUUGCUAAGAAUGCUUCAGCACAUGCCGCCACAGCAGCUGCACAAUCCCAUCAUAAAUUGAUACCCAUACAGAGUGUGCUAAAUACAAAUUCAGUUGCUGCUGAUCAUCAGCAACAGCAGCAGUCACAGCAGCAGCAACAACAACAACAGCAUUUGCACCACAACAAUCAUAACACCACCUAUCAUAGUUCUGCCUAUAAUCAUCAUUCAUCAUCCAACAAUUUACAGUUCCCCCAAAGCGGCAGUGGUGGUGGUGGUGCCACUCACCUCAAUGUUCCCAACACAACGUUGCAAAAUUUCCUAUCCGGUGCCGCAACACACGCCCAACUGCCAACCGAAUUGCCACACGAGGAUGAGGAGCGUUUGGGCAAUCUAUUCAAGCAACUCGAUCGAGAUGGCAACGGUCGCAUCGAUAUACAUGAUCUGUCGGAGGCAUUGCGAGAAUUUGGUCUAUCAAGCGUGUAUGCUGAGAAAUUCCUGGAGCACUCAGAUAAAACACAAAGCGGCGAUGUGGGUCUCGCUGAAUUUGUACAUUACGUUCGAGAACAUGAGAAAAAUUUACGUUUGCAAUUUUCUCACUUGGACAAAAAUCGAGAUGGCAAAGUCGAUUUGGAGGAGUUGAUAUCGGCGUUUAUGGACUUAGGAAUCGAAGUAGAUAUGGAAGAAGCCAAACAUUUACUCUCUAGAAUGGAUCAGGACGGUAGCUUAAAUAUUAGCUAUAAUGAAUGGAGAGAUUUUCUAUUGUUGGCACCCUCUUCCGAUAUACAUGAUUUGAUUAAAUUUUGGCGGCAUUCUACUUACCUCGAUAUUGGUGAGGACAUGAACGUACCUGAUGAUUUUACACCAACAGAAUUACAAAGUGGCAUGUGGUGGCGUCAUUUGGCAGCUGGCGGUGUGGCUGGCGCUGUAUCACGGACAUGUACUGCACCCCUAGAUAGAAUAAAAGUGUUUUUGCAGGUUCAAACACAAAAGACAGGAAUCUCAGAUAGUUUAAGAUAUAUGCUAAGAGAGGGCGGCCUACGAAGUAUGUGGCGCGGCAAUGGCAUCAACGUUUUGAAAAUUGCCCCCGAAUCCGCACUGAAAUUCGCCGCCUACGAGAAAAUCAAACGACUGAUACGCGGCGAUGACAAACGACAAAUGACAAUUGGGGAGCGAUUCAUAGCCGGUGCCGCAGCCGGUGGCAUCUCACAGACUGUCAUCUAUCCCAUGGAAGUAUUAAAGACACGCCUGGCCCUGCGCAAAACUGGCCAAUAUACGGGUAUUGUGGAUGCGGCGAAAAAGAUCUAUGUACACGAAGGUGUACGCAGCUUUUAUCGCGGUUACAUUCCAAAUAUGUUGGGCAUUAUUCCAUAUGCUGGCAUUGAUUUGGCUGUCUACGAAACGUUGAAGAAGAAAUAUCUGAGUAGUCAUAAUACGGAACAGCCAAGCUUUUUGGUAUUGUUGGCGUGUGGCAGUGCCUCGAGUACGCUGGGUCAGGUGUGUUCGUAUCCGUUGGCGUUGGUGAGGACACGACUACAAGCGCAAGUCGUUGCAAAAUCCAAACAAAGUCCGCCCAUGGGUGCUAUACCAUUGAAACAGGCCGGUGCCGCAAAUGAUGACAACAUGAUGGGUGUUUUCCGUAAAAUCUUGCGUACCGAAGGCAUUUGUGGUCUCUACCGUGGCAUUACACCGAAUUUCAUUAAAGUUUUACCUGCAGUCUCCAUUAGUUAUGUUGUCUAUGAGUAUUCAAGCAGAUGUUUGGGUGUUAAUAUGACAUGAUUUGUUUGCCAAGGACCAGCAGCAGCAGCUGUUGCAGACGUAGUGCAUUGUAUUAUGGCGGCAGCGGCGGCAGUAGCAUGUAAAACCACAACAACAACAACAAGAAAUUCUGAACAAAAAUCCGAGAAGAAAUCAGCAGCUGUGCUUGCUCUCUUUUUAUUAAGUCUAAAAAAUAUCCUCGAUUCCUUAAUUAGUCUCUUCUGUUACCACAACUACUAUAAUUAUUAUUAUUUUUAUGAUAAUUACUCUAUAUGAAAGAAAAGAAAACAACAAGAAAAGAAAAAAGCAAAAACAAAACUUUCUAUGUCUCUAGCUAUGCCUAUUUCUAUUCUACUUUGUAAUCUACUCGUAAAAUUAACUUAGCCUUAAUAUAGUUUAAUUUAUUCUAUUUUUUGUAUUGUAUUUCAUAGUAAUGUUUCCAAACGAUGCAAGAAGAAAGAAAGAAAACAGGAAAUCAAUGCAUAGGAAAAAAAGCUAUAAAUGAAAUUACUCAAUGAUUGCCCAACAAAAAAGAAAAACGAAAAAAUCUAAAAAAAAUAGCAAAGACAAGAAGAUUGAUAAAAAAAUAAAAACAAGAGAGAAGAAAAACUUUCCUAAGUGAUACUAUUGCUAAUAUAUAUUUUACAUAUAAUAGAAGAAAAUAAAAUAAAAAAAAAAAAACACAAACAAAUUCAAAUAAAACUUUUUUGUUUUUUAAUUGCAAAAGAACUAAAAAUAAAUUGAAAGAAUAACAAGAAGCGUAAAUAACAUACAAUUAUCAAAAACCCCGUAUAUAUUUAUUGAAAAUGCUAUGUAUUUAAUAAUUGUUAUUUUUUUAUUUUAUUUAUUUGUAAAUUAUAUAAAAAAACCAGAAAAUGCCACUCCCCUCUCUAAGAAAAAAAAAACACUGACACAAACAUUGAAUUACAGUCCGUUUUUUACAAAAAAAAAAAAAAAAAAUAAUAAUUAUAUUUUUUAAAAUAUUUUCAAUACUGGGCUAAAACAUGUAAAGAAAAAAGAAUUAACAUUAAAAAAACAAUACCUAUAAACAAAAUAUAGAAACAAUUUUAUAAUUAAAAAAAAGUAAACGAGUAUUUUUUUCUCACAUUUGUUUAUUGUAGUUCUAACAAAAUUUCCAAAUUUUUGUUAGGAGGCAUUUUUAUGAGGCUGAAAGUAAAAUCUAUGUUUCAACUUCUUUUUUUGUUGAAAACAAAAAAGAAAAGUUAAAAAGAGAGACAAAUUGAAAAUCUAAAAAAAUAACUAAAAAAACACAAACAAAAGAAACUCAACGAUAUUAUUAUUAUAAAUAAAUCUUAACAAAAGAAAAAAACCAAACACAAAAGUUAAUAAUUAAAAAACAACAAUAUAUACCAAGCUAUAUAUAUGGCCCCAAAUUUCUUUAACAAUAUUUAACCAAACCUCAAAUUUGAAAAUCUAUUCAAACAGUUAUUGAAAAUUACCAAAUAUUGAAUUACAUACAUAAUACACACAUAUAUUUUGUCCAAAAACAAAAUGCAUAAUAUUUCUAUAACUAUCAAAAA
Messenger RNA from Musca domestica (house fly), 4402 nucleotides. It is a transcript of the gene SCaMC, whose product is annotated as mitochondrial adenyl nucleotide antiporter SLC25A25. The record is from RefSeq and is a predicted model, not a curated record. Gene Ontology annotation, molecular function: ATP transmembrane transporter activity; calcium ion binding. The transcript is spliced from 8 exons. Gene Ontology annotation, cellular component: mitochondrial inner membrane. Lineage: Eukaryota; Metazoa; Arthropoda; Insecta; Diptera; Muscidae. Gene Ontology annotation, biological process: transmembrane transport. The coding region runs from base 861 to 2882 and encodes 673 amino acids.